AUGGCUGAGAAGUCGGGCAGCAGGCCCGGCGAUGCCUUUAGCCAAGCUGGCGCCGCAUCGUCUCACUACCCGCACCCCGAGGACAAGGACAGACUAUACGAUCUACAUGGCUCAGCGGUCCCUGCCCCUUACGGCACAAAGGGCUCAUCCUCGCCGCAUCGCACGCUGCCGUGGUAUAACCCGCGCGGGUGGUCACUGCGACGCAAGCUGAUAGCGGGGGGGAUCAUUGUGGUGGUGCUAAUUGCUGCGAUUGUCGGGGCAGUCGAGGGCACGAGGGCGACUCGGUACCCGGACUAUACGAGGCUCGAUUACAAGUUGGCGGAUACGUACGCGGGGACGGAUUUCUUGGACAAGUUUAACUAUUUCUCGGACGAGGACCCGACGAAUGGAUUCGUGCAGUAUGUGGAUAGGAUAGCAGCCCAGACGCUCAAUCUGACCUAUGCUACGGAGUCGUCUGUUGUGUUGCGGGUGGACACGACGACCCCGUUCGCGAAGAAUGGCAGGCAGUCUGUCCGACUGGAGUCGAAGAGGUCGUACGACACUGGUCUGUUCGUCUUUGAUAUCCUCCACACGCCGUUUGGCUGCGGAACGUGGCCGGCGCUGUGGCUGUCGGAUACCUACAACUGGCCGUUGAAUGGUGAAAUCGAUGUCGUGGAGACGAACAACGGCGGUACGGAGGGGAACUCGGUGACCCUGCAUACGACGCGCGGUUGCGACAUGAAGGCGAAGCGCAAACAGACAGGGCAGGCCCUGUACCAGCACUGUGACAACAGCACCCACGGCAACGCUGGGUGUGGCGUGCAAGGCGAGCCCUACACUUAUGGGCCAGAGUUCAACGACAACGGCGGCGGGGUCUAUGCUCUGGAGCUUCGGAGUGCUGGCAUCCGGGCCUGGUUCUUCCCACGGGCCGCGAUUCCCAGCGACAUCUUGGACGGUAUCCCCGAUCCAUCGAUGUGGGGGACGCCGCUGGCAGACUUUCCCAACACCAACUGCGAUAUCCCCUUCCAUUUCACGAACCAGAGUAUCAUCGCCAACAUCGAUUUGUGUGGCCAAUUGGGCGCACAGCGUCAAUUCUAUACCGAGUUGUACAAGUGUCCAGGCAUAUGCAGCGACUUUGUUGCUCACAAUCCUUCCAAAUUCACCGAGGCAUAUUGGGAGUUCAAAACUUUCAAGGUGUAUCAAGCCCAGUGGUCUUGA
Molecule: messenger RNA, 1197 nt
Organism: Aspergillus clavatus NRRL 1
Lineage: Eukaryota; Fungi; Ascomycota; Eurotiomycetes; Eurotiales; Aspergillaceae
Product: glycoside hydrolase family 16 protein
Exons: 3
Coding region: 1-1197 (398 amino acids)
Biological process (GO): glucan catabolic process
Molecular function (GO): hydrolase activity, hydrolyzing O-glycosyl compounds
Source: RefSeq, a predicted model, not a curated record